Arachis ipaensis is the source of this 527-nucleotide messenger RNA. NCBI's taxonomy places the organism in Eukaryota, Viridiplantae, Streptophyta, Magnoliopsida, Fabales, Fabaceae. The record is from RefSeq and is a predicted model, not a curated record.
GCUCUGUUUCCGUCACUGCUCUGUCACUGUCGUUGCUCUAUCGCGCUCUGUCGCAAGCGAAUCGAUGGAAUUCGACCCGAUCCCAAUCGGUUCCUGCUCCAAAGAGAACCAGAGCAUCUACCAGCAGUUGUUUAAAUUACGCCGAUUCAGAUUCUAUCUCUGAAUGUGCAAAGCAGGACAGGAUGGAAAGUAGAGGGAGCAAAGCAAUGGCUGCACAGAAAAAUGGGCGUCGAUCGAAUCGAGAAAGGAAAAUGGCUUUGAUACAAGAUGUUGAUAAAUUGAAGAGAAAGCUGAGACAUGAAGAGAAUGUGCAUAGUAUACUUAAUACUUGCUUUCUUUCUUGUCAAGAACAAAGUCGAAGUGGCUGCACUAGAACAGAAAAGGCUAGGCAUUGGCGAUGGAUCAGUUGGGAUGUUCUCCUCACUUAUUGUUCGCGCAUGCAGGAAGGUGAUGGAUGGCAGAACCACGACUGGGCAAGAACGACGACACGUGUUUGGCGGCGACGCUCCUCGCGGUUCCGGCGAUAG